Molecule: messenger RNA, 9186 nt
Organism: Mugil cephalus (flathead mullet)
Lineage: Eukaryota; Metazoa; Chordata; Actinopteri; Mugiliformes; Mugilidae
Gene: myo7aa
Product: myosin VIIAa
Exons: 49
Coding region: 442-7059 (2205 amino acids)
Cellular component (GO): myosin complex; cytoskeleton
Molecular function (GO): ATP binding; protein binding; cytoskeletal motor activity
Source: RefSeq, a predicted model, not a curated record
GCUGCAGGAUCUUCAUCCCAUCGCGAGCUCCUAGUGGAUUUAUUGACACAGAAAUCCAACACCUGAGGAGGAAGUGGCAUCUUGUUGCCAUGGGCGACAGGUGAGGUUGUGAGAGGCUGGGUUAACAAAGUGUCAUAGAAAGACAGAGACAGAGAGACAGAGACAGAGACCGGUGGAAACUUCCCUGGGUUCUGUAAAAUAUUUUCAACCUGACGUUUACCUGGAUGUUUUUAGAGACUUUGGACAGAAGGAUGUUUUUAUUAGACUUCAGGCUGGUUGAUACUGGACCUGUUUCUCUUUUCCAUCACUCGGAGGUCGUGAUCUGCUGGAGCUGAAGUUUUACUGUGAGGAACACGUUGGAUUAGUUGACACACGCCUGUGAACAUUGUGGAUGCUUGUGCGUUGUUUGUGGAGUGUGUGUUUUUGUUUCUGCACGGGAACAUGUACAAGCGUCGGGAUUACGUGGAGCUCUACGAGAAGGAUCAGGCCAAAUGGGCUCUGGUCCGCAACGUCAACACUGUGAUGAAACACACCACGCUGCUGCCGGGCGACUACGUCUGGUUGGACUUGAAGACGGGUCGUGAGUUUGAGGUGCCGAUCGGUGCAGUGGUUAAACUCUGCGACUCGGGUCAGAUCCAGGUCCUGGACGAUGAAGGAAAUGAGCACUGGAUCUCCCCUCAGAACGCCACCAACAUCAAACCCAUGCACCCGACCUCCAUCCACGGCGUGGAGGACAUGAUCCGCCUGGGAGACCUGAACGAAGCCGGCAUCCUCCGCAACCUGCUCAUCAGAUACAGAGAAAAGCUGAUAUAUACGUACACUGGCUCCAUCCUGGUGGCCGUCAACCCUUACCAGCUGCUGCCCAUCUACACGGCCGACCAGAUCCGCCUCUACACCAACAAGAAGAUCGGUGAAAUGCCGCCUCACAUCUUCGCCAUCGCUGACAACUGCUACUUCAACAUGCAGAGGAACAACCGCGACCAGUGCUGCAUCAUCAGUGGAGAGUCUGGAGCAGGGAAAACAGAAAGCACCAAACUGAUCCUGCAGUUCCUGGCGGCCAUCAGUGGUCAACACUCCUGGAUAGAGCAGCAGGUCCUGGAGGCCAACCCCAUACUAGAAGCCUUUGGCAACGCGAAAACAAUCCGCAACGACAACUCGUCCCGUUUCGGGAAAUACAUCGACAUCCACUUCAACAAGAGAGGAGCCAUCGAGGGAGCCAAGAUCGAGCAGUACCUGCUGGAGAAGUCCAGAGUCUGUCGACAGGCCCACGACGAGAGGAACUACCACAUCUUCUACUGCAUGUUGAAGGGAAUGACUGCAGACGAGAAGAAGAAGCUGGGCCUCAGCAAAGCCACCGACUACACCUACCUGACCAUCGGUAAAUGCACCGUGUGUGACGGCCGCGACGAUAUGAAGGAAUAUUCCAACAUCCGCUCGGCCAUGAAGGUUUUAAUGUUCACAGACAAAGAGAACUGGGAGAUUUCAAAGCUUCUGGCUGCGAUUUUACACAUGGGCAACCUGAGAUACGAAGCUCGAACCUAUGACAACCUGGAUGCCUGUGAGGUCGUACGCAGUCCUCACCUCACCACCGCCGCUACGCUGCUGGAGGUGAACGAUAAAGAUCUGAUGAACUGUCUGACGAGUCGAACGCUGAUCACCAGAGGUGAGACCGUGUCCACGCCGCUCAGCAUGGAACAAGCCCUGGACGUACGGGACGCUUUCGUUAAGGGUAUUUACGGGCGUUUGUUUGUGUGGAUCGUGGAGAAGAUCAACGCUGCCAUUUACAAGCCUCCGUCGUCUCAGCCCAAAGCUCUGAGACGCUCCAUCGGUCUGCUGGACAUCUUCGGCUUCGAGAACUUCACCGUCAACAGCUUCGAGCAGCUCUGCAUCAACUUCGCCAACGAGAACCUGCAGCAGUUCUUCGUCCGUCACGUCUUCAAGCUGGAGCAGGAGGAGUACAACCUGGAGCACAUCAACUGGCAGCACAUCGAGUUCACCGACAACCAGGACGCCCUGGACAUGAUCGCCAUCAAACCCAUGAACAUCAUCUCGCUCAUCGACGAGGAGAGCAAGUUCCCCAAGGGCACCGACACCACCAUGCUCAACAAACUCAACUUCCAGCACAAGCUCCACACGAACUACAUCCCACCGAAGAACAACCACGAGACUCAGUUUGGCAUCCAACACUUUGCUGGAGUCGUUUUCUACGAGACGAGAGGUUUCCUGGAGAAGAACAGGGACACGUUGUACGGCGACAUCAUCCAGUUGGUUCACUCGUCCAAAAACAAGUUCAUCAAACAAAUCUUCCAGGCCGACGUUGCUAUGGGUGCAGAGACCAGGAAACGCUCUCCCACCCUCAGCAGCCAGUUUAAAAGGUCUCUGGAGCUGCUGAUGAGGACUCUGGGCGUCUGUCAGCCGUUCUUCGUCCGCUGCAUCAAACCCAACGAGUACAAGAAACCCAUGCUGUUUGACAGGGAGCUGUGUGUGCGUCAGCUGAGGUACUCUGGGAUGAUGGAGACCAUUCGUAUCCGCCGUGCGGGAUAUCCCAUCCGCUACACCUUCGUGGAGUUCGUCGACCGCUACCGGGUCCUGAUGCCUGGAGUCAAACCAGCGUACAAGCAGGAGGAUCUGAGGGGAACCUGCCAGAGAAUCGCUGAGGCCGUGUUGGGCAGAGACGACGACUGGCAGAUGGGAAAGACCAAGAUCUUCCUGAAGGAUCAUCACGACAUGCUGCUGGAGAUCGAGAGAGACAAGGCCAUCACAGACAAGGUCAUCCUCAUCCAGAAGGUGGUUCGAGGUUUUAAGGACAGGUCAAACUUCCUGAAGAUGAGGAAGUCGGCUGUGUUCAUCCAGAAGACGUUUAGAGGGUAUCAGUGCAGGAAGAACUACGGAGCAAUGCGAGCCGGCUUCUCUCGCCUGCAGGCUCUGGUUCGCUCCAGGAAGCUGUGCGCGUCGUAUCACGUCGCCCGACAGCGGAUCACGGCGUUUCAGGGCCGGUGUCGCGGCUACUUGGUGCGUCGGGCGUUCAGGCACCGACUGUGGGGCGUCGUCACCAUCCAGGCGUACACCAGGGGGAUGAUAGCGCGCCGGCUUUACAAGCGGCUGAAGGGAGAGUACCGCAGGAGGCUGGAGGCGGAGAAGAUGCGACUGGCUGAGGAGGCCAAGCUGAGGAACCAGAUGUCGGCAAAGAGGGCGAAGGCCGAGGCUGAACGCAAACACCAGGAGCGUCUGGCCCAGCUGGCCAAAGAAGACGCUGAGAGGGAGAGGAAGGAGAAGGAGGAGGCCCGGAGGAAGAAGGAGAUGGUGGAGCAGAUGGAGAAAGCUCGUCUGGAGCCCGUCAACGACUCCGACAUGGUGGACAAGGUGUUCGGCUUCCUGGGGACCACCAGCUCGUUCCCGGGGCAGGAGGGACAAGCCCCCGCUGGCUUCGAGGACCUGGAGCGAACUCACCGGGAGCUGGAGGAGGAGGAUCUGGACGAAUCCAUUCCUCUUCCUGAGGACGACGAGGACGACCUGUCGGAGUACAAGUUCGCCAAGUACGCAGCCACCUACUUCCAGGGCACGACCACGCACACCUACGUACGACGACCCCUCAAACAGCCACUGCUGUUCCACGAUGACGAGGGAGACCAGCUGGCGUCGCUGGCUGUGUGGAUCACGGUGCUGAGGUUCAUGGGAGAUCUACCGGAGCCCAAAUACCACACGGCCAUCAGCGACGGAAGCGAGAAGAUUCCCGUGAUGACUAAAAUCUACGAGACGCUGGGAAAGAAGACGUACAAGAGGGAGCUGCAGGCGCUGCAGGGGGAGGGGGAGACGCCUCACGCCGACAGUCACAAGAAAAACAGCGUCCGACACAAACUGGUGUCCCUCACCCUGAAGAAGAAAUCCAAGAUCACGGAGGAGGUCACCAAGCGCCUCAACGAUGGCGAGCACGGUCUCCACGGCAACAGCAUGCUGGAGGAUCGGCCGACGUCCAACCUGGAGAAGCUUCACUUCAUCAUCGGCAACGGGAUCCUGAGACCAGCUCUGAGGGAUGAGAUCUACUGUCAGAUCUGUAAACAGCUGAGUCAGAACCCGUCUAAGAGUUCUCACGCCCGCGGCUGGAUCCUCAUCUCUUUGUGCGUCGGCUGCUUCGCUCCGUCAGACAAAUUCGUCAAGUACCUGAGGAACUUCAUCAACAGCGGGCCGCCGGGCUACGCUCCAUACUGUGAAGAGAGACUGAGAAGAACCUUUGCCAACGGGACGAGGACGCAACCUCCAUCUUGGCUGGAGUUGCAGGCCACCAAGUCGAAGAAGCCCAUCAUGCUGCCGGUGACGUUCAUGGACGGAACGACCAAAACGCUGCUGACGGACUCGGCCACCACGGCCAAGGAGCUCUGCAACGCCCUGUCUGACAAGAUCAACCUACGUGACCGCUUCGGGUUCUCGCUGUACAUCGCUCUGUUUGACAAGGUCUCGUCUUUAGGCAGCGGGAACGACCACGUGAUGGACGCCGUGUCGCAGUGCGAGCAGUACGCGAAGGAGCAAGGAGCCCAGGAGAGGAACGCCCCCUGGAGGCUGUUCUUCAGGAAGGAGAUCUUCACGCCGUGGCACAAUCCCACCGACGACCAGGUCGCCACCAACCUCAUCUAUCAACAAACCGUCAGGGGCGUCAAGUUCGGGGAGUAUCGCUGCGACAGGGAUGAUCUCGCGGAGCUGGCGUCUCAGCAGUAUUACAUCGACUACGGUUCAGAGAUCCUCCUGGAGCGUCUGCUGAGCCUCAUCCCCUCGUACAUCCCCGACAGGGAGAUCAGUGCCUCCAGGACGGUGGAGAAAUGGGCUCAUUUCAUCAUGGCUGCUCAUAAAAAGGGCAUCUACACCCAGAAGAGGUUUGACCCUCAGAAGGUGAAGGAGGAAGUCGUGGACUUCGCUCGUCACAAGUGGCCGCUGCUCUUUUCUCGUUUCUACGAAGCCUUCAAGUUCUCAGGUCCCAGUCUCCCUAAGAACGACCUGAUCGUCGCUGUGAACUGGACCGGAGUUUAUUUUGUAGACGAGCAGGAGCAGGUCCUCCUCGAACUCUCCUUCCCAGAAAUAACUGCAGUCUCAAGCAGCAGAGGAGGAAAGCUGCAGGGUCAGAGUUUCACGUUGGCGACCAUCAAAGGAGAAGAUUACACCUUCACCUCCAACAACGCAGAGGACAUCCGAGACCUGGUGGUGACCUUCCUGGAAGGCCUGAGGAAGAGGUCCAAGUUUGUGGUGGCGCUGCAGGACAACCCAGACCCCACUGGCGGGGGCUCGACGUUCCUGAGCUUCAUGAAGGGAGACCUGAUCUUGUUGGACCAGGACACCGGUGAGCAGGUCCUGAACUCUGGCUGGGCCCACGGCAUCAACGAACGGACCAAUCAGAGAGGAGACUUCCCGGCGGACUGCGUCUACGUCCUGCCCACCGUGACCCGGCCUCAGAAAGACAUAGUGGCUCUGGUGACGAUGACGCCAGAUCAGCGCCAGGAGUCGGUUCGUGUCUCUCAGAUCGUCCUGCCUGAGACGGACGACCGAGCGAAGCCCUACACGCUGGAGGAGUUCUCCUACGACUACUUCAGGCCUCCCCCCAAACACACCCUGAGCCGAGUGAUGGUCACCAAGAAUCGCGGGAAGGACAAGAUGUGGAGCUGCACCCGAGAGCCGCUCAAACAGCCGCUGCUGAAGAAGGUGGUGAACCACGAGGAGCUGGCUCAGGAGGCCUGCAUGGCCUUCAUCGCUAUGAUGAAGUACAUGGGCGACUACCCGUCCAAGCGGACGCGCUCGGUCAACGAGCUGACGGACCAGAUCUUCGAGGGGGCGCUGAAGGCCGAGCCGCUGAAGGACGAGAUCUUCUGUCAGAUCAUCAAACAGCUCACCGACAACCACGUCAAGUACAGUGAGGAGAAAGGCUGGGAGCUGCUGUGGUUGUGCACUGGUCUGUUUCCCCCGAGUAACGUGCUGCUGCCGCACAUCCAACGCUUCCUCCAGUCCAAGAGACACCACCCGCUCUCUGGAGACUGCAUACAGAGGCUGCACAAAGCUCUACGUAACGGAUCCAGGAAGUAUCCCCCUCACCUGGUGGAAGUGGAGGCCAUCCAACAUAAAACCACGCAGAUCUUCCACAAAGUUUACUUCCCCGAUGAUACAGACGAGGCGUUCGAGGUGGAGUCCAGCACCAAAGCCAAGGAUUUCUGCCAGAACAUUUCAACCAGACUUCUGCUUAAAUCUCCUGAAGGUUUCAGCCUCUUUGUCAAGAUCUCAGACAAGGUGAUCAGUGUGCCAGAGGGGGACUUCUUCUUUGACUUCGUCAGACAUUUGACGGACUGGAUCAAGAAGUCUCGUCCGGCUAAAGACGGAAUCGUUCCCUCUCUUACCUAUCAGGUGUUUUUCAUGAAGAAGCUGUGGACCAACACGGUACCAGGGAAGGACUCCUUCGCUGACUCCAUCUUCCACUACUACCAGGAGCUGCCUAAAUACCUGCGUGGCUACCACAAGUGUUCACGGGAGGAGGUUUUCCAGCUCGCAGCUCUCAUCUAUCGCGUCAAGUUCGAGGAUGACAAAUCCCACUUUCCUACAAUUCCCAAGAUGCUUCAGGAGCUGGUUCCCCAGGACCUCGUUCGCCAGAUGUCUCCCGAUGACUGGAAGAGAUCCGUGGUUGCAUACUUCAACAAGCAGGCCGGUAAAUCCAGGGAAGAAGCCAAACUGAUGUUUCUGAAGAUCAUCUACAAAUGGCCGACAUUUGGCUCCGCCUUCUUUGAGGUCAAGCAAACCACAGAACCCAACUACCCAGAGAUCCUGCUAAUCGCCAUCAACAAACAUGGAGUCAGUCUCAUCGACCCCAAGACAAAGGACAUACUGACCACACAUCCCUUCACCAAGAUUUCCAACUGGAGCAGUGGAAACACCUACUUCCACAUCACCAUCGGGAACCUGGUCCGAGGAAGCAAACUGCUGUGUGAGACGUCGCUGGGCUACAAGAUGGACGACCUGCUGACCUCCUACAUCAGCCAGAUGCUCACCACCAUGAACAAGCGCUCCGGCCGCGGCCACAGCAAGUGAACUUGUUACUGGCAGGAGGCGGCCGAGCUCGUCCGCCUGUUGCGGCCGGUCGGCCAUUACUGCAGCUGGGGGCGAACCUUCGCCCACCAGCUGUGGAGGAUGAGCCGCACUCCUUCCUCCAGCUCAGCGGGGUCCAGGGUCACGGGGAGUUCGGCCACGAGCAGCGACGACCCCGGCGAAGGCCCCAGCAACUAUAACCUCCUCCACCGCUACGACGAGGACGAGCCGUCCAGCGAGGACGACUACCUCUGAAACCUUCCUCCUCCUGGUUUGGGACGGACCUGCUAGUGCUACUUAACAGAGACGACACUGACUGGAUUUUAAAUACAAGCAUUUUACCGUGUUACUGUGCUAACAGGGGUUAGCAUGCUAAGCUACUAAACAGAGACACUGUUAAAAUGUCACCAAGGUCUUUAAUUCACAGAGAAUUACAUUCAGACAGUGGAUUUAUUUUAAUUCAGCCACAACAACAACCCACUCACAUCAUUAGGCUUUAAUGCUAUAAUACAACUGUCGAUAAAUAUUUAAUAAAUAACUGUAGAUAAAUACUGAUUUUCCAUUUUUCUUUCUUUUGAUUCGCUCUCAUUAAUAAUGCAGAAAUCCUGACGAGCUUCUAAGAGUCGUCCGCUUUGAUCAUUUGGAGCCAAAUGUCAUUAAAAAGUCUUAACAUCCUCAUAAAAAGGCCUUCGUAUGUUUUUAAGGAUAUUUUAUACUUUGCCAUAAGCAGCAAUGGGAAGUUACACAAACUUGCAUAUAUUAGUUCUUUUAUAACUGCUUAGUAAAUGUACUGUUACUGCUAGUAAAGUACUGAGCUUAUAGUCAUUGUGAACGUAAGACCAGAAGAAACCCUGAAUAGUUUUUAAAAAUAAUAAUAAUAAUAAUUUUGUGUAAAUUCUCACGUCUUGAAAUCCUAAUAAAGUCAAAAGGUUUUGUGUUUCAGUUAUUUCUUCCCAUAUAAACGAUAUUUAUAUUUAAAUAACCAAGAUGUUUUAGUAGAUUUACACUGUAUUUUUAUUUAAAACUCUAGAUUAUUUAUGACCUGAUCUGUGUGUAAGAGUUCAAUAUUGUUGUCUAAUACCUAAUUGUUUUAUGUUGUUCACUAUCAGCUGUUUGUGUUUAGUUUUACAUUAUUCAUGCUUCAUCACAGUUGUGACUACAUUACCCAGAAUCCUCCAGGGGCCACAUUUACUGUUUUUCUUCAUGUCAUCGUCACUGGAAGGAUUUUCUGCUUAAAUAUGAGGAAAUAUAUUAAUGUCAAGUGUCUUCAUACAUGUUGAAGUUUGUGGUUUGGCUUCAUGUAUAUUUCUACAUUUUUUUUUAUCAUUGUGUUUCCAUGUUGUAUAUUAUUUUUCCACACGGUUGCAUGAAUUGUCCUUUUUGCGGAGUCAGUCUGAAUAAACAUGGAGGAUCUGUUAAACACAUACCUCCAAACAAGCUUCAAGAUAAAAGGACCUGGAUCUGAGUCUGAAACGAAAAUUAGAUGAACAAUCAAAAUCAAAUCAAACAGAACAGGAGAGUUUCACAAGCUUCUUUCUACAUUUUUUUUAACAUACAUCAUUUUUUUUUUUACUUGGUCGAAAGUCCAGAUAAUUCUUAAGAAAAUUUCUGAGACUUGAAAAUAAAAUUAACCUGUAGUUAUAUAGAAAAAGUAAAACACUCACCAGUUUUUCCAGAAGUUUUUCCUGAAUUCCUGCUGUAAAACCAGAUGAUCAUUCUGAACAUUUUAAACACAUUAAACACAGUAACUUUACCUCCGUUUAAGCUGCAUUAAAAACAGACCUGUUGUUUUUCAGUAAUAGCAUAGAUCACGUUUUUCUGAUCUGUCGUUAGUUAGUUCAUCUCUUUCAGAACAAACCACAUUAAAUGAACAAUAUGUGACCAUUUAAUCCUCAGAUGUUACUACUUUUAGGAACUUGUUUGUAAUUUGUGCUUCAUACGUUUACCUGUACUGGGCUUUUGUUUGUGGGCUGAUUUUUUAACUGUGCCAAUCAUUUCGUGUUUCUAAUCUAAACCUGUGUUUUAAGGUCAUUACUUCUCUCUUCGUUGACGUCCUGCAGUGUUUUCAUCCUCUGCGUAAUGAGUGUUCUUGCUUUUGUAAAAUACAUUUAAUAAACUUGUUUUGACUCU